This is a messenger RNA of Spodoptera litura, 2033 nucleotides long. RefSeq lists its product as uncharacterized. Lineage: Eukaryota; Metazoa; Arthropoda; Insecta; Lepidoptera; Noctuidae. The record is from RefSeq and is a predicted model, not a curated record.
GUGACACACAGAUAGCCGCGGCCGGCGCCGGUAUUUUUAUUCCUUGGGACGAAAAUUUAGCAAAAUUUAAAUAAAACAAACAAUACAAUUGCAGAUAAACAGUGUUAAAUUCAGUAUUAUGUAUCAAAACUCAGCCAAUAUGAUAAACAACGAGAACUAUGCAUCAUGUCCUUACAACCCAGCACACCGAGUAGCCCGCUCCAGGCUGCAGCAUCACAUCAUCAAAUGCGAGAAGACCCAUCCGCCGCUAGAAAUAUGCCCGUUCAACGCUACACACCGUUACCCAGCCCAUCUGAUGAAAGCUCACUACGAAGUAUGUCCGAAUAAGAUAGAAAAGGAACAAAACCUGAGUCUCAGAAGCAACAAUAGUACGGUUGGAGCAAAACAAUGUCCGAUACAGCUGAUGCAGAAGGAUUAUCUGCCACAGCACGAUCCUGACAAUGAAUGCUGGGAUGAUUAAGUUCCUUAUAUGUCAUUAAGAUUGUAUUACGUUUGUAGAGGUCCUUGCAGAGAUGGAUUAAACCUAUAAAGCAUCCUAGGCAAGCACCUCAUUGGCGCCCUUAAUUCUUUUUGUCCCCGCCGUCACUCUAAUGUACAGUUGUACACGCAAGUCUCGCGGCGCCCCUCUGUAACCUGGCGCCCGGCACUUGUCUAGUUUGCCUUGGGGAUAAUACGGAUCUGUAUCCUUGUAAUAUGCAAAAUUAGACUUUGGUCUUGUAGAUUUUGAUUUCUAAUGAGAUACUGUGUUGUGUUAUAACAGAACCAUCAUCUUAACUUUUGUAUCUUAUAUUGUUCAUACUGCAAUGUGGAGCAAUGAGGGAGAUGUGUUACUGUUAUGAAUAUCUUUAAUUAAGUGACCUAAUAUCUAUCUUACACUACUUACCUAUAGGGCGAGGUGUCACACACUACGAUACAAAAGUAGUCUCCAUACAUCAAUAGUAAGAGGAGAGCAGUCACCGGUGACCGUUUGGGGACUCGGCAGGGCAGUAAAGUGCCCUUCGGUUUACAUAUUGAAUUAAAAUACCCAAAAAUUGAUUAAUUUCUUAAUCUUAGAUAUUAUUUAUAAUGUAUGAAACGUAAAAUAUCACAUGGUGACUUCAUUUCAUUGUGUAUUGUUGACCAGGUUUGUGUACUAGGUUUUUUAAUGUAAUUUUUUAUAAUUUCUACAGUAAUUUGGGACCUCUACAAACAGAUGUGCCAAAAUUUUAGUUAUAAGAAUUUAUUAUUCGCCUAUACCUAUAAGUAUAUCGAUUUCUGUGUCAUAUAAACGUCAUGAAAAUGACUGAAAAAUUUUGGUUUUUAAAACCUUUAGGUGAUUAAAAUUACCUAUUUAGUUGUUAAUUUUAUUUCUAAGUAAGUAUAUUUCUAAGAUUUAAUUGAAUUUAAACAAUUGUUUUGGUACAUUCCUAAGAACUACUGUUUUUAUGUUGUAAUUUCGAAUCUCCAGUCAUUCAAAAUCUACAUUUUAGUAUAUGGUUUAUAUCAUUGUAUUUAAUAGGCGGCAGAGCCGGAUUCAGACUAGAGAGCGCCCUAGGCAAGCACUUCAUUGGCGCCCCUAAUAUUUUUGUCGCCUCCGUCACUCUAUGUACAGUUGUACACGCGCGUCUCGCGGCGCCCCUCUGUAACCUGGCGCCCGGCACUUGUCUAGAGCGCCUUAGGGACAAUACGGCUCUGUAUAAUUGUAUUUUUAUCAGGCACUCGGUCGUAUGUCUGCGUCAAUAUUUCUCAGUAUACUUAUGUUAGAAUUGAGUUUAACAGCUAUUAUACAUUAUAUCUACACCUGGGAGCAAAGAAAUGGAGCUACUAGCCUUUUUUUAUUUAAUAGAAACCUCUAUAAACUUAUUCUUUUACAAAAAAUCGCUUUCAUUUUAAAGAUACUUAACUAAAUUGGAUACUUGCCAAUUAGUCAAAUUCAAUACUUUUUUCCAACUGUCAACAACGACAGUCAUAAAUGAGUUUUGUACGAGAUUGUGUAUUGUGACGUCACGUUUUUUUAGCGCCAAACAGCAUAGUUAUUUCUUGAAAAUUUGCUG